Molecule: messenger RNA, 1448 nt
Organism: Grus americana (Whooping crane)
Lineage: Eukaryota; Metazoa; Chordata; Aves; Gruiformes; Gruidae
Gene: RCE1
Product: Ras converting CAAX endopeptidase 1
Exons: 8
Coding region: 174-1172 (332 amino acids)
Biological process (GO): CAAX-box protein processing
Cellular component (GO): endoplasmic reticulum membrane
Molecular function (GO): metalloendopeptidase activity
Source: RefSeq, a predicted model, not a curated record
GCCCCGGCCACGCCCCUGACCACGCCUCGCAACCCCUAUCCCCGCGCCCACCGCUUCUGACCACGCCCUAGCCCCGCCCCUUCGCCCUUGGUCUUGCCCUAUCCCCCGCCCCGCCGGCCUUUGGCCCCGCCCCUGGCCCCGCCCCGCCGGCCUUGGCCCCGCCCCGCGGCGCCAUGGCGGUGUCGGAGGCCGCGGGCGGCUCGUCCUGGGCCGCGCCGGGUCGCGCCGGGCCGGCACCGGGAGCGGCACCGGGAGCGGCACCGGGAGCAGGCCCGGCCCCCGCAGCCGGCCCCGGACCGUGCUGGGCCGCCGUGCUGGCCUGCCUCAGCCUGGCCUGCUCCUACGUGGGCAGCCUUUACGUCUGGGGCAGCCCCCUGCCGCGGGACCACCCAUCCGUCAUCAAGCGGCGCUUCACCAGCGUCCUGGUGGUCUCGGGGCUCUCCCCGGCCUUCGUCUGGCUCUGGAAGGAGCUGACGGGCAUCAAGCCAGACACCCCGCUGCCGGCACUGCUGGGGCUGCGCCUGGAGGGGCUGGUGCCGGCCACGCUCCUGCCACUGCUGCUCACUAUGAUCCUCUUCCUGGGGCCCCUCAUCCAGCUCUCCAUGGACUGUCCCUGGCGCUGGCUCGACGGCGUCAGGGUGGCUUUCGACCCCCGUUUCUGGGCGCUGUGCUUGGGCGACGUGCGCUGGCUGCGGAACCAGGUGGUGGCCCCGCUGACGGAGGAGCUGGUUUUCCGCGCCUGCAUGCUGCCCAUGCUGGUGCCCUGCACCGGCCCCGGCCCCGCCGUCCUCGCCUGCCCCCUCUUCUUCGGUGUGGCUCAUUUCCACCACGUUAUCGAGCAGCUCCGGUUCCGGCAGGGCUCUGUCAGCAGCAUCUUCAUGUCGGCAGCUUUCCAGUUCUCCUACACGGCCGUCUUCGGUGCCUACACGGCCUUCAUCUUCCUCAGGACAGGUCACCUGGCGGGCCCGGUGCUGUGUCACUCCUUCUGCAACUCCAUGGGGUUCCCAGCGGUGGGGGCGGCACUGGAACACCCCCGGCGCCGGGCCCUGCUGCCCUGUUACCUGCUGGGGGUCCUGCUCUUCCUCCUCCUCCUGCACCCCCUCACCGAACCCACCUUCUUCGGGGGGGCCCUGGCCUGCGCCCCCCACCCGGGGGCCACUGUCGUGGUUUAGCUGAGCACCACGCGGCCGCUCGCUCGCCCCGGGUGGGAUGGGGAAGGGGACGGGAAAAGGCGAAACCUCGGGGUUUGGGAUAAGGGCGGUUUGCUGGGAUGGCGCAGGGAAGUAACGACGACGGCGUUUAACAGGACGCGCAACGCGGGUGGCGCGCAACGCAGUUUCUCACCCGACGACUCGGACCGCGCGCUCAGACCCAUCCCGAAACCGGACCGUCCCUGAGCCACGCGCCCUGGAGCCGCGUCGCCCCUCCCCGACUGACACCCCCCCCCC